This is a messenger RNA of Entrophospora candida, 915 nucleotides long. NCBI's taxonomy places the organism in Eukaryota, Fungi, Glomeromycota, Glomeromycetes, Entrophosporales, Entrophosporaceae. The record is from the annotation of a GenBank genome assembly.
AUGUUUCGUGAUUUAACUAAGAUGCUUCAAGAACAAUUCCGACUUCCAAAAUUUCCAAAGGAACCUAUAGAGGAGAAUAGUUUACCGUUUAAGAUUGGUUCCAAUAUAUCGAUAAAAAACUACGACAAAUUUCUUGAAAGCCGUGAACUAUCUGGGUACAAGCUUGAAUAUAAUAACGGCAACGUAUUUGUUAUUGAUAUGUGCACGCAAGAACAUGAAUAUGUUGUUGCACUAUUGCAAGAUUAUUUCAAAAUUCCAAAUGGUGGUGUUAUUAUUGAUCCACCAAUAAUCGUUUCAGGUCAACCACUUCAUCCUUCACCAAAUGCAGAUGGACUUAGGAUUGCACCGGAUAUUGCAGUACAUCCAGAUAAGGCAUACGUUCCAAGACCUCCCAAUUCUGGACCUCUCAAUCUUGGACCUCCCCCAAGCGACACAAGGGGGAAUCCUCAUGCUAGAAUAGUAUGUGAGGUUGCAGUUAGUCAAAGUUACCGUGGAUUGAAAAAUAAGUGUGAACUUUGGAUGAGUCAGCAGUAUGUAAGAUGUGUAUUAGGAAUAAAACUUUAUGAUUUGCAAACUACACGAAAUACACAUGGACAAUUUAAUCGAUCAAUGAAGGCUAAAUUAUGGAGACAGGGAUUACCAACCAGAAAAUGGCAUUUUGGGACUGUGCAAAAAGGUAGUAGUCAACCUACUGGAUGUAAUGCUCCGGGUAACCCAGCAUAUCAGAUCAACAUUCCGAUAAGUGAUGUAUUUUAUGACCCACCUAUUCCAGCUAUUGGAUAUGUUCCACUGGUUUCUUAUCCUCGUCCUGCAAUUCUUGAUGACCCAAUUCUCGAAGAUGUUCUGGAACAACUAUAUAUGGAUCUUCAUAAUACCAGACAUAUCCUAACAAGUUUUGUAAUCGAGGAUGUGCAA